This is a messenger RNA of Ceratitis capitata (Mediterranean fruit fly), 6542 nucleotides long. RefSeq names its product ankyrin repeat and BTB/POZ domain-containing protein 2. The coding region runs from base 1544 to 6169 and encodes 1541 amino acids. The record is from RefSeq and is a predicted model, not a curated record. The transcript has 6 exons. Gene Ontology annotation, molecular function: protein heterodimerization activity. Lineage: Eukaryota; Metazoa; Arthropoda; Insecta; Diptera; Tephritidae.
AGCAACAAAACGAUUUUGCGGACAGUGACGCUGGACGCUGGACGCUAGACGCUUAAACAGCAGUUUUAUUUUUCACUGCUCGGACAUUGUGAACCGGUGUAGAAGCUGUAAAAACAAAUAAAAAAAUAAACAAACAAAAAACAAAAAAAAAAAACACAAAGAAGUGGCACGAGUAAGGAAGUUGUUGUGAAAAGUCGCGUACACGAUUAAAAACACAUACAAACAAACGUAUGUACAUGCAGCGAGCAAGGAAUUUCUAGCUGGAUUUUAGAGUUUGGAUUUUGUGUAUGAAACCGAAAGAAGCUGGAAGAAGUUCAGAGCGAGCGAGUGAGCGCGCACGAAGAAGUGAAAUAAUAGUGAAAAGUGUGGAAAAAUCUAUUAGAAAAAAGUACGAAGCGGCAGAAAAUUGCGAGAAACAGCAGAUAGCCAGUGCGUAGGCAGACAAAAAAAUUUUCCAACAAAAAAAAAACAGCUCCUUUGAUAUAUCAAUUAAAUCGAUUGCUAACGGAAAUAUCGGUGCUCAACGUAAAGCAAAAAAGCAAAAACAACUUGCCAUAAUUAAAUACAAUAACAAAAAAACUAUGUCAGCACACAUAAAUGUUAGCAAUAUAAGUGAAUUAUAGCAUUCUGUGUCUAAUUGGAAAAGUUUAAAAGUUCCUGUGGCUGCCGCGAACGGCCAAAAGAGAAAGUACGCCGAGUUUUUCUUGCCGCUUGGUAAUAAAAAUUUUACUGUUUGAAAACUGGACACAGAGUUUUACGAAAAUUAUUAUUAGUUUUUGUUAUAGCUUUUUUUUUUAAUUAUUCCCAAGUAUGUGUGCCAUGAAAAGCCAACCAUUUGUAAGUGUGGAAAAUUAAAAGGCAAAACUGUUUAGAAAAAAAAAUUUAUUAAAGCUGCAAAAAAAUAAAAAUAAAAUAUAUACCCAAAUAGUGCAAAAAGUCAGCAAAUAUUUUUCCAAAAACCUACCGCAUAUAAAACAACACUCACGUCAUUGCAACGCUGCACUGGAGCAUAGAAUUGCACUUAGAUUUCAUUGCAUAGUCAUUACAAUGCAUAUUCCAAGCGCAUUAAUCAAAUAUUACCCAAUUCCGCAUUCAUUUACAUGCACAAAAAUAAAAGAGUGCAAAAACUUUUGAUUUCCACAAAAAAGUGCUCCAAUUUGAGGCAUUUUUUCUAAGCGAACGCCAAUCGUUGUGUGUUUUUUAGAAGCGUCUGUUGCCUACAGUUGCCGUUAAAAGUUAACGUUCGCUGCAGACGGCAGUUCCCCAAAUGGAUUACCGUUGCUGUAUUCAUCAAAACACCAAAAGCGCCUUUCAUUUGCAUGGAAAAAAUACAAAUUUACUAAUAAACUAAACCGCGAAACAAUAAUAAUAAGUGGAAAAGCGUAGAAAAAUCACAAAUUGAGGCGGCAAACAGUAGCAAUUGGCUAAGGCACGACUGAGAGCAAGAGAAAAUCGAGCUGCAGCAAGUCAUGCGUACGUGACACACACACACAUACACAAAUAUUUACAUGUACGUGCAACCGAGGGAGCAAACAGCGCACGAAUGCCAGCAACAACCGCAAACGCCAACAACAACAGCAACACGAGUAUUGCUAGCAAUCAGCAAGUGCCAUUGCCAGCAGCAAGAACAACAAUCAGCGGCAAGCAGCGGACAGUUGGCAGUGGCAGUGGCAAUACGGGCAACAACAGUAGCAAUAGCAAUAACGUAAGCAGCCAUAAUGGCAGCAAUAAUUACAACAAUUUGCGUCCCGCUAUUGCUGUGAAGCCAAAAACAACUACAACAACAACAUCAGCAGCACCACUGUAUAAGCCACAGCAUAACAGCAACAAUAACAGCAGCGACGCUGGCAAUUACAAUAGGAGUAACAAAAUCGUCAGCAACAACAAUAACAGCAACAGCAGUACCAAAAGCGAUAUGCCCGGCCGUCACAGCUGGGACCCGGGUCGCAUUGGUGUCGAACAUUUGGCCGGCGCAUUGAGUCCGCUCUGCAUCACCGAUUCGAGUCAUGAAAUCGUGCGACCGAAGCCGCGUAGACCCACGGGCAACAUGCGCGGCGACAACAACCUCGUCUUUAGUCCACAACCAAUGAACUCACAACUGCACUGUCCCGUCAUCUCGGCCAACACUACCACGGGCUUACCUAUCAACCAGAACCAAAUGUGCGUGGUGCCUACAACAUCGCCCUCUACCGGUACCACAAUGACUGCCAACUCCGCGCCACUCAAUCCCGCUUCAAAUGGUUUGAGUUCCUCUACUGGUCGCGUACAUAAUCCUGCCGUGGCUACGCCUGCGCCACGCAUCUCCAAAGAGGUCGCGCAACGUUUGAAUAGUGGCAGCGUUAGUGGCGCUCCCACAAUGGUGGUCGGUUCGCCAUCGCCCCACAACAGUAUUGUACCAAAUACAACGAUCAAUAUACGUAACAUGAGCAGUCCGCCGCAAGCGCCGAGUAAGCCGAUGCCUCAACGUGCUUUGGCAGCGCCUACACGUUUAACUGCGCAAAGCACGCCUGUUAAGUCACAGCCGGCAAUGAUCAGCGGCAACCUGUCGGCACAGCAUCUACAGCCGCAACAGGUGGUCGUAUCGCAACAGAAGUCUAAUGACAAGCGGCCGCUGCCUCUUACGCUGGACUUGAGCAACUGUAGUAUAGGCAUUCCGACUGCGGAGGCAGCGUCCGCGAAUGCGACACCAUCCAGCGGUAGCUACCAGCUCAAUACACACGCAGCGUCCAAUGCGACAAGCACACGCACGCAUCAUCAUGAAUUUCGCGCGCUGCAACGCGUUCAGGAAUGUCACAGCUCGUCAGAUGAGAACCGCUCCUCGGGUCAUGCCAGCAUGUCGGACACGGGCGGUCACGGCAGCUCCUCACCAGGUGGCGGCGUGGCGCUUGGUCCGCUACCGGAAGAUCGACUUGCGGCUGCCGUCACUAAUCGUAGCACACGUUCGCGCACGAGUACUAGCCAUUCACGCGCGCGCCACCGUGCUACACCUGCUGCCAAAGCGCCAUGGAGUGGCAGUGGUUUAGAGGAUAUCAAAUUGGCCAUACAGCAGCUGACAAUGCGUUCGCAAACGAGCACUAGCACCUACAGCAGUCUAAGCGCUGGUUCGGAGAGCUCGGAGCCCGCGCGUCGUUUGGGUCGUUACUCUUCACUGGAGACUGUCAACACAAAUGUAACGAACGCCGACGAAUUUGUGUGGGUGGACUCACACAACCGGCUUGUCGAGCUGCAGCAUCCGCCUUGGAGUCAACACUGUAUCAUGCGCGUCAUACGUAACGGUCGUUGCAAGGAGCAGGCUGACCGCGUUUCUGUCGAUACCAUACCGCGUUUGGGUUAUCUGUUGCAGCGCGCUUUGGUGCGCGUCGCUCGAGAAAUACAACGCUUGUCCGCCAGUCUGGGUUUGUGUUCAAAACAGGAGGUAGCCGCAGCCUAUAAAAUCGUAUUGUGUCCAGCGUUGGCAGACUCAUGUAUUAAGGCUUGCCUGCGCGCCGCCGCGAUGUUUGCUGUUACCGGCGACAGUGCUUUGAAGCAAAGUAAAUCGGCCCGUGCGGGUCUACAGCUACCAGUUGGACGCUUUCAUCGAUGGAUGGCCGAUGCACGUCUGGGGAAAUUUAUACACGAGUAUGCGGCGGUGUACCUCUGCGCUGGCAUGGAGAAUCUGCUGGAGGAGUUGCUACUACAGAGUUUUCCUGCAGAUUCAGCAAGUCAAUUUACCACAGCUGUACUGGAUCAAUCCAUUGCGCAUUCCGGCGACCUCUGGGGUCUGCUGCAGCCAUUUGCACAUUUGAACGCAGGUCGGGUAGCUUCAGGCGCGCUGACUAUGCCUCGCUGGGCUAGCCUAUCAUCACUAGGCUCGGGCACCCAAAAAAGCGGCAGCUCCGGCGGCAAUAGCAAUAUAUCUCUUGAGCCCUGCCUACUAACAACUUGUGUUGGCAGCAUAAGCGAGCUAAAGGACUUGACACAGCGCGCUCAACAAAAGUUCCAACACACCGCGCUCUCUAACGCUGCGCUCUCCACGCUCUUCUACUUCAUGCGUUGUUCACAGCUGGAGCACAGCGAUUCGAGUGGCACGCCAUCGAGCGUCAAUGGCAGUGCUGGUGGCAGCAGUCAGAAUGUGCAGGAGCUGUGUUACGAACGCGCAUAUGUCGUGCUGCCACCACUGGUCGAGUGGCUGCGCGUCGCCUCUGCACACGCCGAAUACCGACACGCCGCUAUGAUUGACAAAGAUGAUAUCAUGCAAGCGGCGCGCCUGCUGUUGCCUGGUGUCGACUGUCCCAUGCGUCCGAUUGGUCACGACGAGGAACUGCCAACGAAAAAGACGCACUUCUCGCAUCCUGGCGCCACUACACCCAUUGCAUCAAGCAUCAAUGAAGACACCACAGAAUUGGGCAAACGCGCAACCACUACUUUGGCCUUUAAGCUCAUGUUGACGGGGCGCGCUGAGCUUUUGGCACAAGCAGCCAAUUUAUUGCCGCCCACAACACGCUACGACACCCUCAACCACGCUGGACUGUCAGCGUUGAUGAUCGCUGCUAUACGCAACGAUGAGGUGGCCAUACAGGCUUUACUUGACGCCGGCUGCGACCCGAACGUGGAAGUGCCGCCAGUCUCACAAUCCAACUACCCAGGCAUACAGCCGGACACCCAGCACUGGACUGCCGUGACCUUCGCCGCGAGUCGUGCCAAUUACUUAGCUCUACGCCUGUUGCUGGAGCGUGGCGGCAAAGUUGAAGGUGGCGCACGUUUGAGCGAGGAGAAGACGACUCUAACACCACUGCAGGUGGCAUGCGGUUCAGGUAAUGUCGAGGUUAUUUCGCUACUACUAGCGCAUGGCGCCAACGCAUUCCUCUCAACGCAACAAAAGGAUACUAUGUGCUUCGCAGGCGGCUCAGCACAACGCGGCUCUUACUGCGCCAUCUCGGUCGCUGCAGCGCAUGGACAACGUGUCUGUCUACGAAAGCUGCUUUCGCACCCGAUGUCACCAGGUAACAAAGACGUGCUCUCGCUCGAAGAGAUGCUGGCAGAAGGCGAGCCGGUAGGCAAUGCGGUUCGAGGUGGGGCGUGCGCUGGUAAUUCGGCUAGUGAACGUAUUAGUGCCGAGCUACCCCCCACGCUAAACAAAGCGCAAAUUAAGAGUCUGCAAGAAGCGAUGUAUCACAGCGCUGAGAAUAAUCACUUGGAUAUAACAAUAGAACUCCGCACCUUGGGCGUGCCCUGGACCCUGCAUUGCUGGAUGCACGCUUUGGCUGCGGCGCAUGAGCUGCGCUUGGACGCCGUAAUCGACCAGCUGCUCCAAGACUUUCUGCAGGUUUGUCCUGACGACUACAGUGCACAGUUCGUGAGCGAAUGUCUGCCGCUGCUCUUCAAUAUUUUCCGCUACAGCAAAAAUGAGGGCACAACGUUGCUGUUAGCCGAUAUUUUUGCAACCUGCUUUGGCUGGGAGACCAUUAAACCAAUCAAAGAGGUGGCGCUGCAAUCGGUGAAUAGCUCACGCAUCGAUCCGAAAUUCGUUAAUAACCCAGAACUGAGUGAUGUGACUUUCAGAGUGGAGGGCAAGAUCUUCUACGGCCAUAAAAUCGUGCUCGUCACCGCCUCGCCGCGUUUCCAAAGCAUGCUCAGUUCCAAGCUGAGUGAGGGGAAUACGCCGACCGUCCAAAUUAACGACAUACGCUAUCACAUCUUUCAGCUGGUCAUGCACUAUCUCUACAGCGGUGGUUGUGCCACCCUCGAGGUUAGCAAUUCCGAUGUUUUGGAGCUGAUGGCGGCUGCGAGCUUCUUCCAACUGGAAGGUCUCUUGCGCUAUACCGAAUCACGCUGUUCUGAAAUGAUCGAUAUAGACAAUGUGGUGGCUAUGUAUAUUCACGCCAAGGUCUACAACGCCAAUAAGCUGCUCGAGUACUGUCAGGGCUUUCUGCUGCAAAAUAUGGUCGCUCUCCUCACUUACGACGACUCUGUUAAGCGUUUGCUCUUCGCCAAAAAGGUACCCAAUCACGAUGUGCUCUCGGGUCUCUUGCACACGCUACAACAACGCAUUAAACAGCGUAAGCCCAUGGGGGUAGGCAAUUUCAGGCAGCAACUCAGCUCACCGCCGCCAGGUGGCGCUCACUUAUUGAACACGAGUCUGGGCAUCGGCAACGGCAUCGGCGGCAGUCUGGGCGCUGCCAAGAAGUAAUUUCGGAAAAAGUUAUCAAAGUAAAAGAAAUCAACCGUUUUUGUUAAAAAAACCAUUUUGAGAUUAAAGAGUUAUUUAAGAAAUUUAAGGGAAAAUGUAUGCACACAUAUUUUAAAACUGGUUAUGUUAUGUGUUUAAAUUAGGAAUAUUUUAAAGUUUAGAAGCUGAAAAAAUAGAGAAAAUUCAAAAAUUUGUUCUUCCAGAAUACAAUUCAUGUCACGAUAUUGUUCAUAGCUAAUCACGGUAAUUUAGUAAUAUAUAGUAUCCUUUGUACUUUUUAGAUGUUUUCUUUCGAACUGUUCAGUAAGCUGCCUUCCUGCCUUUCUUGAACUUAUUUUAUUCACAUAUAAAUAUAUAUAUAUAAUAGAUAUAU